Messenger RNA from Aureobasidium musti, 1719 nucleotides. The record is from the annotation of a GenBank genome assembly. NCBI's taxonomy places the organism in Eukaryota, Fungi, Ascomycota, Dothideomycetes, Dothideales, Saccotheciaceae.
AUGGACAUUCCUUCUUCUCUCACAUCCAAACUCCCAAUCAUGACUUCCAACAGCAAUCAGAUGAACCCUCUCCAGCACCCGCUGGAGGCCAUUGCUACUGGCAUCCAGGGAGCUACCUCCGGCGAGGCUCGUGCCCCCAGGCUUGCACACAACAUGUCCACCAACGAAGGUCCCGCCGACAUUAUUGCCAAAGUCUCUGGUCACACUCAGGGUGGAAAGCGCGAAGAUGAUGGNACACCCACUACUAGCAGAAGACUUGGACUGACAUCAGUAGGAAUGGUGCACCCUUGCGGUAGUGGUGCCUUUGGUCACUUCGAGGUGACCAAGGACGUUUCACACCUGACCAAGGCUGACUUCUUGUCAACUGUCGGCGAGAAGACUCCCGUCUUUACUCGUUUCUCCACCGUCACUCUUGGCCGUGAGUUCCCUGACGAGGCCCGUAANCCCCGUGGAUUCGCCAUGAAGUUCUACACCAAGGAAGGCAACUACGACAUUGUUGGCCUGAACUUCCCCGUCUUCUUCUGCCGCGAUCCCAUCCAGGGCCCCGAUGUCAUCCGUUCCCAAGCACGCAACCCUCGCAACUUCCUGCUCGACUACGAUGCCACCUUCGAUCUGCUCGGAAACACCCCUGAGUCGAUUCACGCCGGUGUCAUGUUCUUCAGUGACCACGGCACUCCCCAAGGCUGGACCAACAACCACGGUUACGGCUGCCACACCUUCAAGUGGGUCAACAAGCAAGGCAAAUUCGUCUACAUCAAGUACCACUUCCUCGCCGAGCAUGGUCAGAAGCAAUUCACACAACCCGAGGCUAUUCGCAUCUCGGGUGAGAACCCUGACUACUCCAAGCAAGAGCUAUGGGAGGCUAUGGAGCGUGGCGAAGAGAAGAAAUGGAUUGCCCAUGUGCAGGUCAUGCAGCCCGAGGAUGCCGACCCUGCCAAGCUGGGCUUCGAUCCCUUCGAUGUUACCAAGGUCUGGCCUCGCGACCAAUUCCCCAUGCAAGAAUUCGGUCGUCUCGUGCUCAACAAAAACCCCGAGAACUACCACCGCGAUGUCGAGCAGGCUGCCUUCUCACCCGGCUCCAUGGUUCCCGGUAUCGAGGACUCGCCCGACCCGCUGUUGCAGUUCCGCAUGUUCUUCUACCGUGAUGCUCAGUACCACCGCAUUGGUGUCAACUUGCACCAAGUCCCCACCAACUGUCCGUUCAUGGCACGCUCAGUAUCAUCCAUCAACUUCGAUGGUGCCAUGCGUGUAGACGCCAACCACGCUGGCAACAAGCAGUANCACCCCAACAGCUUUACCCACAAAUUCCGUCCUGAUGUGGCCGAAGCACCAUACAAGGUCGCAGACAACGUUGUGAGCCGCAAGAGUCACUACUACCACGAGUGCAAGGUCAGCGAGUACGACCAGGUCCGCGAGCUGUACAAGCGUGUCAUGGAUGAUGGCGCCCGUGCCAACCUCCACUCCAACACAGCCAAGAUGAUGAGCAACGUCAACUUCCCUAUCAUCCAGAAGAAGUUCCUUGCUCAGAUCUACAAUGUCGCUCCCGAGUACGCUCGCGCUGUGUACGACUUGACAAGCUACAAGCACGAGAAGUUCGACUUCUCUGAAGUCGAGAAGCUCAGCAAGGAUGCUCACAUGUGGUACAAGGAGCCAAUGCUUAGACCUGAUGAGGACAACAGACUUGUUGGCUUUGCUCCCGCCAACCCCUUCUACCACUAA